This is a messenger RNA of Anopheles darlingi, 667 nucleotides long. It is a transcript of the gene Roc2, whose product is annotated as RING-box protein 2. The record is from RefSeq and is a predicted model, not a curated record. Lineage: Eukaryota; Metazoa; Arthropoda; Insecta; Diptera; Culicidae. Gene Ontology annotation, cellular component: nucleus; Cul5-RING ubiquitin ligase complex. The transcript has 3 exons. Gene Ontology annotation, molecular function: cullin family protein binding; zinc ion binding; ubiquitin protein ligase activity. Bases 194 to 523 code for a protein of 109 amino acids. Gene Ontology annotation, biological process: ubiquitin-dependent protein catabolic process; protein ubiquitination.
GUUUUGGUUUUGGGUCGAGAUUUUGAGGGUAUUUUUUAGCUUUUUUGAACAAAUUUCGUGAUUUUGUGAUAGAAAAAAAGGUGAUAAGAGCAAAUUAGAAUCAUUUGCAACUCCCGCCGUCGUUCCCGUCGAAAAAGAAGCUUGGAAAACCGUAGAAAAAGCAGAAAACCGGAGCGCGAAGAAAAACCAGAGGAUGGCGGACGAGAACGAAAACUCCUGCGAUAAGUUCGACGAUGUCAAGCCGGACAAGAUGUUCACGCUGAAAAAGUGGAACGCCGUCGCGAUGUGGAGCUGGGAUGUCGAGUGCGAUACGUGCGCGAUUUGCCGAGUUCAGGUGAUGGAUGCCUGUUUGCGGUGUCAAGCGGAAAGUAAAAAGGACACGCUCGGCCGGCAAGACUGUGUGGUAGUGUGGGGCGAAUGCAAUCACUCGUUCCAUCAUUGCUGUAUGUCCCUGUGGAUUAAGCAGAACAAUCGGUGCCCGCUGUGCCAGCAGGAAUGGUCCAUUCAGCGUAUGGGCAAAUGAAAACCUCCUUCUCUGGUCUGCCGGAUUCCUCUCACUCAGUGUUCGCUUUUGAGUUUCUUGAAACUUCAGUAAAAAAAAAAGACAACAAAUCUCAUGCUCACAAUAUAACUGAUUUAUUAGGAUUUAAUAAAUAAACAAAUUCCA